This is a messenger RNA of Balaenoptera musculus (blue whale), 1367 nucleotides long. RefSeq names its product armadillo repeat containing 1 (gene ARMC1). The transcript is spliced from 7 exons. Gene Ontology annotation, molecular function: metal ion binding; protein binding. Lineage: Eukaryota; Metazoa; Chordata; Mammalia; Artiodactyla; Balaenopteridae. Bases 265 to 1113 code for a protein of 282 amino acids. The record is from RefSeq and is a predicted model, not a curated record.
GGGCAGAACCGGCCGAGGUGGCUGGGUCAUGGGGAAGAGUCCAUAAGGCCUUACCCCGCCAGCGUCCUAGCUUUUUUGGCUCUUAAAGUCAGCAGGGUCGUUUGUCAUCGCCGAGGCCGCGUCUGCGAAAGGAGGGACUCGCUCCGCGCCUGCUGGUUCCUCUACGUUAUCCGUUGGUGUGGCCCUGAUGCUGCGGCAGGCUCCGGAUUCCUAGAACGCUGGAGCGAAUUUAAGAAGAUUUUGUUCAUGUGUAUGGCAUAGAAGAUGAAUUCGUCCUCCUCCACCAUGAAUGAAGAACCUGAUGCUCUCUCGGUAGUUAACCAGCUCCGGGAUCUAGCAGCAGAUCCAUUAAACCGUAGAGCCAUUGUCCAGGAUCAGGGAUGUCUGCCCGGCCUUAUUUUAUUUAUGGACCAUCCCAACCCCCCUGUCGUCCACUCGGCUUUGCUCGCUCUUCGAUACUUGGCAGAGUGCCGUGCUAACAGAGAAAAGAUGAAAGGAGAGCUGGGUAUGAUGCUAAGCUUGCAAAGUGUUAUACAGAAGACUACAACUCCAGGAGAAACAAAACUGCUGGCCUCUGAAAUCUAUGAAAUUCUUCAGUCUUCCAACAUGGCAGAUGGUGAUAGUUUCAAUGAAAUGAAUUCACGUCGAAGGAAAGCUCAGUUUUUUCUGGGAACCACAAACAAACGUGCCAAAACAGUGGUUUUGCAUAUAGAUGGUCUUGAUGAUACGUCUCGGAGAAACCUGUGUGAAGAGGCUUUGUUAAAAAUUAAAGGCGUUAUUAGCUUUACUUUUCAAAUGGCUGUUCAAAGAUGUGUGGUGCGAAUCCGUUCAGAUCUGAAAGCAGAGGCUUUGGCAUCAGCAAUAGCAUCAACCAAGGUUAUGAAGGCUCAGCAAGUUGUGAAAAGCGAAAGUGGAGAAGAGAUGCUGGUCCCGUUCCAAGACACGCCUGUGGAAGUAGAACAGAACACAGAGCUGCCCGACUACCUGCCUGAGGACGAGAGUCCCACAAAGGAGCAGGACAAAGCGGUGUCCCGGGUGGGCUCACACCCAGAGGGUGGAGCUAGCUGGCUGAGCACAGCUGCAAACUUUUUAUCCAGAUCGUUUUACUGGUGACUUCAGUUUGGGGCUCAAGGACUGUGUGAAUGAACAAGGGGCCAGUUUUCCAUUGUUGUGGUGAACUGUCAAGUGCAAUUUGCAAUAAGUUAUCAUGAAAAGUUUCUAGAUUACAUGAUUAAGAAUGCUGCAUUUUACAUUUUACUGGACAUUUUACCCCACUAAGUGGUAAAAAGGACAGAGGCUACAGGUGGAAUUGCUUUGUUUAUGAAGGUGUUUUGGUUUUGUUUUCCUUUGUUUAAAUUGCCUCACUU